Molecule: messenger RNA, 1572 nt
Organism: Rhizopus microsporus ATCC 52813
Lineage: Eukaryota; Fungi; Mucoromycota; Mucoromycetes; Mucorales; Rhizopodaceae
Product: ERO1-domain-containing protein
Exons: 9
Coding region: 70-1572 (500 amino acids)
Biological process (GO): protein folding in endoplasmic reticulum
Cellular component (GO): endoplasmic reticulum membrane; endoplasmic reticulum
Molecular function (GO): protein-disulfide reductase activity; thiol oxidase activity; FAD binding
Source: RefSeq, a predicted model, not a curated record
GUGCGUGUGCGUGUGUGUGUGUCUGUGCUUUAAAAUAAUCUCUCUCAUUUUUCCUCUUUUCUCUUUAAAAUGAAAAGUGGAUAUUUACUCUAUGCAUUAUCCGUAGCAGCUUUUGCUAUUACGCCUACACUUCAAUCAUCUUCGGCCAAGGGACCACAGCGCCCUUUACAGGAUCCACAGCCUGUCAAGUUUGUUCAAAAUGUGCUGUCACCAAACAAUGGUGAAGGAUAUUGUAGUCCAAGUGGACAGAUCAAGGAUACUUGCUGUGAUUAUAAAAGUAUUGAAGGGAUUCAAAGUGAUGUAUUUAGCAAGAUUCAAAACUUGGUAAAGACAAAAUUCUUUAGAUAUUACAGAGCUGAUCUAUGGAAAGAUUGUCCCUUUUGGAACGAAGAUGCUCUUUGUACCAAUCGUGAUUGUUCUGUAGCAACUAUUGAUGAGGAGGUAUUACCAGUAGAGUGGAGAAAGGCAGCACUGAGCGCAAUUCAAUUACCAGCAGCAGGCUCGCUCUCUCCUUUCCAAAAAUGUACAUAUAAAGACCAGGACUUUUGUCUGGUCGAUGAUAACCUGGACUCCGAUAGCGUAGUUUACAUUGACCUAACAGAAAACCCUGAGCGAUUCACAGGAUACGCUGGCGCAUCAGCUGCCCGUGUAUGGAAGGCGAUUUACGAAGAAAACUGCUUCAAUAUUGUCCACCGCAUGACGGAAGGUUGUGAGACCUGUAACAAUAUCAUGAACUUGGGUCAGCCUAGGUUGAAAACAGGAAAGCCUGUGAAUCCCUUUGCUCAGGUACCAAAGAAUAAGGCUCAAUUGAACCAGUUUCUGAAUGACCUCGCUGAGGAGUCAGAUGGAGGUGAAGAUAGUGAUGAUGAGGUGUGUUUGGAGAAACGUGUGUAUUAUCGCUUAAUAUCUGGGUUACACUCUUCCAUAUCUAUUCAUAUCUGUGAUGAAUGGUUUAAUCGCGAAACAGGUGUUUGGGAACCUAAUCUUGAUUGCUUUGUCAAUCGUAUCGGAUCUCAUCCUGAACGUCUUCAAAAUGUGUAUUUUACUUAUGCCCUUCUCUUGAGAGCCGUUAACAAGAUGGGACCCUACCUCGAACACUAUCCAUUCAAGACAGGAAGUGAAAAGGAAGAUGCUAUUGUGAGACAUCAAGUACAGGACUUGAUCAAGAGUACUACCUCGUGUCCACCCACUUUUGAUGAGAAAUCCAUGUUUAAUGGUCCUGAAGCUCAAAUUCUGAAGCAAGAAUUCAAAGAUCAUUUCCGAAAUGUUUCUAGAAUUAUGGAUUGUGUUGGUUGCGAAAAAUGUAGACUCUGGGGCAAGCUUCAGACUGUAGGUUUAGGCACUGCUUUGAAAGUUCUCUUUUCUUAUGAAGACAACACACUGGAUCCCAUCGAGAACCCUGAUCUUUUUGAGAGAAGUGAAAUCGUAGCACUUUUCAAUACGUUUAAUAGAUUAUCUGAAAGUUUACAUGCUAUUCAAAAGUUUAGAACGAUUUACAUGAAGCAGAUGGCACCCAAGGUAAGCGUUUGUUUGUUACAAUUGAAUGUUGUAUCGCUUACUAUAAGUUUAUAG